Molecule: messenger RNA, 459 nt
Organism: Staurois parvus
Lineage: Eukaryota; Metazoa; Chordata; Amphibia; Anura; Ranidae
Source: the annotation of a GenBank genome assembly
GGUGCGCUGUGUCCCUCGGACACAGCGGAUCACCGAUCACGGAAAGAGCCGAAGAUGUUGGCUCGGUCAUGUGAUCAGCUGUGUCCAAUCACAGCUGAUCACAUGGGACAUGUACACUGAUCAUCAGGGCACUUAUGAUCAGUGUGCCCUGAUGAUCAGUGUAGCUCCAGCAGUGCCACCUGUCAGUGUCCAGCAGUGCCUUGUGUCAGUGCUCAUCAGUGCCUCGUGCCAGUGCCCAUCAGUGCUACAUCAAUGCCACAUAUCAGUGCCUACCAGUGCACAUCAAUGCCACAUAUCAAUGCCCAUCUGAGUUGCCUUUCAGUGUCACCCAUCAGUGCCACCUAUCAGUGCUGCCAAUCAGUGCCGCCUAUCAGUGCCAUGUAUCAGUGCUGCCUUUCAGUGCCCAUCAGUGAUGCCUGUCAAUGCCCAUCAGUGCCUCCUCAUCAGUGCCCAUCAGUG